AUGAAACUCAAGAAAUUGUUUUACCGUUUAAUGAUGCUAUCAACUUUCGCGUUGCUUUCGUUUUACGACACUGAAGCGGUGGAACUUCUUACGUCGAAUGCUACGUGGGACGAAACUCAUCAGAACUCGAGGAGAUUUCUGUCAACACCUGCGACUCAUAACAACAAUGUCCAAAAAUUAUUGAUAGAUCUGGAAAGUUCGAUUGGAAAAAUGAGUUCUGUCACAUCACGUAUAUGGAAUCGCAUCAAACACAUCAAGCUGGUUCAAAAGGGGGUGGAAUUAAAGCAUAGGAAGAACGGGUACAUAAAGCUGGGUGAGGAGGACAAGAAAUCGAAGCCUAGGCAGGAAGUUAAAAGUGUUGGGGUAUUGAAAGAAUUGUUCUUGAAGUCGCUUAUGCCCAGUGUGUAUUUAAAACUCGCUGACAAUAAAAGCGAAGCUAUCAAGGCUCUCUUUAUACAUUAUGAUGUUGGAAGUGUGACGUCGAACAUCUUUUCAAGUUCGCAAUUCAAGAAGUGGUUUGCUGUUAUUAAUGACGCCUACUCUAACGAGUCUCAGCACGGUUACGAGAGAACUCUUGAGGCUUUGAUCACUACGUUUGGCAAAGAGAGAAUAUACAAGGAUUUGGCCAAGGCUUGGGAAGAUCCAAGUGCGCGAGAGGCUGGCAAGCUACUGGAUCGUGCUCUUUCAAACAUAUGGGUGAAAAAGGGUUUGAAACACAAUUCGGUACAGCAAGACUUCUUGAAGUGGUUCUAUUAUAGAUCGUUCAAGAACUGGUAUUUUCCUACGAUUGAUUUUCUGCUAGAUGAAAUGGAGAAAAUUGGCUUUUUAUAUGGAUUUAGCGCCAUGCUGAAAACAGCGGAAACUCGAGUGAGAGAUGUUGGCGACUACGAUGCCAGAAUCACAAAAUUGGAAGAAUGGAAGCAAAAGAACUUGUCAGAUAUGGAUUUGUUCGUCAUGUUGGACUUCGAAGACCGCCACAACAAGAUUUUGCUUACUAGUGAUGAACUCUACACCUGGUAUGAUUUCGCGAAGUUAAAAAAAGGCAAUCCAUCCGAGGCUUUGCGAGAUAAGCUGUAUCGGCAAGGAUCUGAAGAAGAUGUAGCCGUACUUCUUUCUGUUGUCGCCAAAGAACGCGAUCACUCCCUUGGCGAGGAAACGCUUGAUGCAGUGUUUCAGAGAUGGAAAAAAAAAAGAACAGAUCAUCAAGUCGCAUCUGGUCUUUUUUCCAGAAGAGGUAACAAGGAUAUUUUCAAUAGAGAGGAGAUGUAUGUAUUUGACUCCUACAUGCGAUUUCGCCACAAGUCUGGUCCACACAAAUUGAUGUAUGAAGAGCUGAGUUUGUUUUUUGGAGACAAGUUUGAUGAAAUGUUAGCUAAAGCCGUAGAACGCGGCAACUUGAUUGCGAUGAGACUUUACUGGGCCAAGAGAAGUAAGUAA
Plasmopara halstedii is the source of this 1437-nucleotide messenger RNA. RefSeq lists its product as uncharacterized. The record is from RefSeq and is a predicted model, not a curated record. Bases 1 to 1437 code for a protein of 478 amino acids. Lineage: Eukaryota; Oomycota; Peronosporomycetes; Peronosporales; Peronosporaceae. The transcript has a single exon.